Messenger RNA from Bombina bombina (fire-bellied toad), 2368 nucleotides. It is a transcript of the gene OXSM, whose product is annotated as 3-oxoacyl-ACP synthase, mitochondrial. Lineage: Eukaryota; Metazoa; Chordata; Amphibia; Anura; Bombinatoridae. The transcript has 3 exons. The record is from RefSeq and is a predicted model, not a curated record. Gene Ontology annotation, biological process: fatty acid biosynthetic process. Gene Ontology annotation, molecular function: 3-oxoacyl-[acyl-carrier-protein] synthase activity. Bases 87 to 1466 code for a protein of 459 amino acids.
CGGAGCAGUGUCAUUGAGUCUUUCAGCGAGCGAGGGAGGACUCUGUCACUGAGAUAGAUGUUUAUCACUAUAGUACACAACUCGUCAUGGCUCAUCAGGUCAGAAAUAUUUUGCUGUGUGUCCGUUGUUCUUCGAUUCUGAAACAUAGUGAUUUCUUUAAGUUGAAACAAAGAGGUCUGCAUAUUACAGCUCAUGAUACUCGUCGGCGUGUCGUUGUCACUGGCAUUGGUAUAGUGUCACCUCUAGGGGUGGGCACACAGUUGGUUUGGAAAUGUCUUACCCAAGGCCACAGUGGAAUAAUUGGUUUGAAUGGGAAGGGAUAUGAGAAUAUUCCUUGCAGAGUUGCAGCUUGUGUUCCUCGGGGUAGUGCUGAAGGGCAGUUCAAUGACGAAAACUAUGUUUUAAGGUCGGAUAUAAAAGCUAUGUCGCCUGCCACCAUUAUGGCCCUGGGCGCAGCUGAAGAAGCAAUUGCUGACUCAGGAUGGAAACCAGAGAAUGAAGAGGAACAAGAGUCUACGGGUGUGGCCAUUGGAAUGGGAAUGGUUCCUCUUGAGUAUAUUACAGAGACUGCUAUCUUGUUGAAAACCAAAGGAUAUAACAAAGUCAGCCCUUUUUUUGUUCCCAGGAUCUUAGUUAAUAUGGCAGCAGGUCAUAUCAGUAUCAAAUACAAACUGAAAGGGCCCAAUCAUGCUGUAUCCACAGCUUGUACUACUGGUUGCCAUGCCAUUGGUGACUCCUUUAGAUUUAUUUCUUAUGGAGAUGCAGAUAUCAUGGUUGCAGGAGGAACAGAGGCUUGCAUUAGCCCUUUAUCUCUUGCAGGAUUUGCAAGAGCCAGGGCAUUAAGUACUGGUUACAAUUCAAGUCCUCAGCUGGCAUGCCGACCGUUCCAUCCUGAGCGUGAAGGAUUUGUAAUGGGAGAAGGUGCUGCUGUGCUGGUGCUAGAGGAGUAUGAGCAUGCUUUAUCCAGAAAUGCCAAGAUUUAUGCGGAAGUUUUAGGUUAUGGAUUGUCCGGGGAUGCGUGUCACAUAACCGCUCCAAGCUCCGAUGGUGAUGGCGCUUUCAGGUGCAUGAAAGCUGCAAUAAAGGAUUCCGGGAUAAAGCCUGAGGACGUCUCGUAUAUCAAUGCUCAUGCUACCUCCACGUCUCUUGGAGAUGCUGCUGAAAACAGAGCUAUUAAAAGGCUUUUUAGAGAACACGCGUACUCUCUUGCUGUAUCGGCAACAAAAGGUGCAACUGGUCACCUAUUAGGAGCAGCAGGAGCAAUUGAAGCAGCUUUUACAGUACUCUCCUGCUAUUAUGGGACAUUACCUCCUACACUGAACCUGGAUAGAACAGAGCCUGAAUUUGAUCUUAAUUACAUCCCUCUUAAAGCACAGGAGUGGCCGCCUGUCAGAAGACGUAUAGCUUUGAGCAAUUCAUUUGGCUUUGGUGGUACUAAUGCCACCCUUUGUUUUGCAAGUGUAUGAUACGACUAUUAUUUUUACAGAGAAAAUACCAUUUUUUUUAAAUGAAUUGCUCCUUAUUCUCUUUUUCAGAGUGGCUACAACGGUAUUUAACAGUAUGUUUAGUCUAGUACUGAUAUUAGGAACAUGUUAAAAUGUGUAUUUUUAGCUUAAAUAUCAUUAAAUAUCAUUACUCCAACAAGUUUCCUGUUGGAUAAAUAUGAGAGCUUUUCUAUUUUCUUUAAGCCAUUCAUAUUUUCUUAUGGCUGCAUUGUGCUCUAAGAAAGUCUUUCUUUUUUUUUUUUUAUGGACAGCAGUGAUGUGACUUUGAACUAAGGUACCUACUUUGUAAAUCAUGUUAAUAGGUUUUUAUGCUAUUUAAAAUUACAAGCUCUAUUAAAGUAAAAUGAGCAUAUAUGAACUAACAUUUUGAAUAAUUAAAAAAGAAAGCACUUUGAUAGUAGUAGGCCUUAGUAUAAUGUCCCACUAAUCUGGAACAUCCUUGGUAGGAGAGCAGUGGAAUGCACCAUCUGACUUUAAAGGGACAGUAAAGUCAAAACUAAACUUGCAUGAAUGCAAUUUUAAACAACUUUCCAAUUUACUUUUAUCAUCAAAUUUUCACAGUUAGACUGUGCUAGUUCACAUGUGUCAUAUAGAUAACAUUGUGCUCACUCCCGUGAAGUUAUUUAGGAGUCUUCACUGAUUGACUACACUGCAUGUCUGUCAAAGGCACUUAGAUAAGGAGGCUGUCUGCAAAGGCUUAGAUACAAGGUAAUCACAGAGGUAAAAAGUGUAUUAAUAUAACAGUGUUGGUUAUGCAAAAACGGGGAAUGGGUAAAAAAGGGAUUAUCUAUCUUUUUAAAUAAGAAACAUUUUGGUGUAGACUGUCCCUUUAACUAAUAAAGCAACAAUUUGAAAUGCACAAA